AUGGCUUAUUAUGAGGAACAUGGAGGUGACUCCGGCACUGGGCGGUUUAACAAGAACUUUGAGGGUCCUGUUGGACCCCGACGACCAAGAUUAGUGACAGAUUAUGGCUCGUCGAUGGUACAGUGGAUGCGUAAUCGGCGACCUCAAUACAGAGGAGGGAAUCGGAUGGAAGUUGAGCGCCCGAGUCCGAGUUUCGCAGUAGAUGUCAUGCCCCCUAUGGCGCGAAUCAAUUCUCCCGCAGACUCGAUCCCUGUCCGGCAGCUACAUCAGUCGAUUGGAAAGUCAAAGAAACCCAUUGUGGUGGUGCGAUGGACUCCGGAAGGAAGACGGCUGUUGACCGGCGGUCAUACUGGCGAGUUCAUGCUCUGGAACGGCACUGCUUUCAAUUUUGAAACAGUAAUGGAUGCGCAUUACGAUCAAAUCCAAGCCGGUGUGACCUCUCUGGCAUGGUCAAAUAGUCAUGACUGGCUCAUCUCGGGCGGACAAAGAGGCGAUAUCAAAUACUGGCGCCCGAACUUCAACAACGUGGAGACCAUCGACGAUGCUCACCAUGACGCCGUUCGAGACUUAGCUUGGGCUCCCAGUGAUACCAAGUUCCUUUCUGCAUCUGACGAUACCACGCUCAAGAUUUUCGACUUUACCUCUCGAACCUGCGAUACUAUUUUCACCGGACACAAUUGGGAUGUCAAGUCCUGUGACUGGCAUCCGACGAAGGGAUUGAUUGUCUCGGGCUCUAAAGAUCACCAGGUCAAGUUCUGGGAUCCACGCACAGGUCAAUGCCUGACUACACUCCACAGCCACAAGAACACAGUUACAUCGACCCGAUUUUCACCCGUCAACAGCAAUCUGCUUGCUACGUCCUCACGGGAUCAGACCGCGCGAGUAUUCGAUCUUCGGAUGAUGCGGGAUAUUUGUAUUCUGCGCGGACACGAGAAGCCGGUUUCUUCUCUGACCUGGCACCCAAUUCAUUGUAAUCUGAUUUCUACUGGUGCGGAGGAUGGUUCGCUGUAUCACUACUUGCUAGACGAGCCCAACUUGCCCAGUGGUCAGAUGCCUACCGUGGCUCCCUACGACAGCCCUGACCCGGCCAACACCCCGCCACAGGUGAUCUACCCAGCGCAUCGCAUUCAGUAUGCACAUGGUGCUACAAUUUGGUCCCUUGACUGGCAUCCUCUGGGACACAUUCUGGCUUCUGGUUCUAAAGAUAAUUUCACUCGAUUCUGGUCCCGGGCUCGACCCGGAGAGACUAGUUACAUGAAAGACCGAUUCCAUAUCGGCGAAGAGGCCGCUGAGGCCCAAGGAACGUGGAAUCGGGGCUUUGGCCGCAAACAGAUGCGCGAGGAGGAGGAACAGGAAAUGCAAGAUGAAGACGAGAGUCUGGUGGAUCAGCGACGACCAGGUCCACCGACUCUACCUGGUAUCCAAAGUGCUCCUGGUUACCAACAUGAUGGUGCAGGAAUGCUCCCGGGAAUCGGUUCUGCGCAGCCUCCGCCGCCAGGCACUAUGGGCGGAAUGGAUCCAGGUCGUCUAGCUGCAAUUAUGUCUUCUCAACCUCCACCCCCACCAGGACUACCGCAAGGACCACCACAAGGACCACCACAAAAUAUGCAAGGAAUGAUGCCUGGUUUCCCCAUGCCCAUGCUCCCAGGUAUGACUGGAGCUCCUCUUCCUAUGAUGAAUAUGGAUCUGGCACAAAUACAGAAGCAGCUCGCUGCCCAGGGCAUUCAAAUGCCUCCCAACUUCAGUUUCGCUGGACAGGGCGGGUUGCCUGGUCUUCAGGGGAGCGGUAUGGACGGUGGACGCCGAUAG
This is a messenger RNA of Penicillium taxi, 1809 nucleotides long. Its product is annotated as WD40 repeat domain-containing protein. The record is from RefSeq and is a predicted model, not a curated record. Bases 1 to 1809 code for a protein of 602 amino acids. NCBI's taxonomy places the organism in Eukaryota, Fungi, Ascomycota, Eurotiomycetes, Eurotiales, Aspergillaceae. The transcript has 4 exons. Gene Ontology annotation, cellular component: mRNA cleavage and polyadenylation specificity factor complex. Gene Ontology annotation, molecular function: protein binding.